Messenger RNA from Salvia splendens (bonfire salvia), 2076 nucleotides. RefSeq lists its product as uncharacterized. NCBI's taxonomy places the organism in Eukaryota, Viridiplantae, Streptophyta, Magnoliopsida, Lamiales, Lamiaceae. The record is from RefSeq and is a predicted model, not a curated record. Bases 86 to 1891 code for a protein of 601 amino acids. Gene Ontology annotation, molecular function: protein binding. The transcript has 2 exons.
CUAUAAUUCAAGUCUCGUUCUCCCUCAAAUUCAAUCAUUCACAUUCGCUCCCAAUUCCUUCUUCUCCACUUCAGCUUGAUAACUCAUGGCGAUGGCGACGGCGACGGAAGAAGAAAAACCAAUCCAAGAAGUCCUGUCCCUCCCAAUUCUACUCGCCGACCGAGUCAUCAAAUCAACCCAAGAAGCCGAGUCAUUCAAGCCAGAAAACUCAGACCUCUCCCGCCACGUCACCCAGCUCUCCCAGCUCCUCCGCUCCGCCGCCCGCCUCACCGCCGCCACCCCAACCGCUCUCUACGACCGCCCCAUCCGCCGCGUGUCCGCCGACGUCACCAAGUCCCUGGACCGCGCCCUGGCUCUGUCCCGCAAGUGCCGGCACCGCAAGACGAACGUGCUCCACCACGUGCUCUCCAUCACCACCGCCGCCGACUUCAAGAAGCUCGCCGCCCUCCUCGACUCCUCCCUCGCCGACAUCAAGUGGGUCGUCUCCAUCAUCAACCGCAACUCCGCCGACUACGAGACCGCCAGCCUCUCCCUGCCGCCCAUCGCCACCACUGACCCCAUCCUCGCCUGGGUCUGGCCAGCCAUCGCCGCCGUCCACACGGGCCGCGCCGACGCCGCGCUCGAGCUCGCCGCCUUGGCCAAUGACAACGACCGCACCAAGAAGAUCAUUGUGGAGGAAAAUGGGAUCCCCCCGCUUCUCAAGAUGCUCAAGGAGAGCACCAACGUCGACGCCCAGACCGCCGCCGCCGCCGCUCUUUGCAAUUUGGCCGAUGAUCUGACACGUGUCAAGAUAAUAGCCGAUAAAUUAGGAGUUCAACUUAUUGCCAAGGCAUUGUCUCAAUCGCCUGCUAAAGUACAGGUAAUCUUAGUAAACCUAGUAUCAAAAAUGUCGGAACUAUACCCAACCGUGCAAGAAGAAUUUGGGAGAGAGAAUGUGACUAGGCCAUUGGUCACACUUCUAUCCAUGGAUGUGAACAUGGACGAGUUUGUUGAAUCGAACACACACAAAAACGCAAACAACUUGCACUCUAUUGUAGGCAUAGCAAGAGAGAAAAAAAUCCACGGCGGCGGAAGUUUAGAGGGAGGAAAUAGUGGUAAACAUAGCAAGAGAGAGAAAGAGGGCGAAGCAGAGGCGCCUGAGCUCAAAUCGCAGCUCAAAAUAAGCUGCGCCAACGCACUACGCAUUCUCGCUAGAGGAAACUUGUUCAACAGUGGGAAGAUCACAGACACCAAGGCAUUGCUAGUUCUCGCAAAAAUCAUCGAGAGAGAGAGCGGAGAGCUGAAGAUUUGCUGCUUGAGAGUGGUGAUGGAGCUCGCCGUCGUAGCAGAGUCCAACGACGAGCUCAAACGCGCCGCCUUCAAGCCCACCUCCCCCGCGGCAAAAGUGGUUUUCGAUCAGCUCUUGAGAGUGAUCAACCAGGAGAUUACCCCGGGAAUGGUGAUUCCGGCGGUCAAGGCGAUCGGGUGCUUGGCCUCGAUGUUCCCAGCCAAGGAGAAGCGGAUCGUGCAGUCUCUGGUGGCGCAGCUCGGCCACAGGGACCGCAGGGUGGCGGAUGAAGCGGCCGGGGCUCUGAAGAAGUUCGUGUGCGAUGGGAAUUACAACCGGAGGGAGCAUUCGGAGGCGAUCAUCGAGUUCAAUGGGGUGGCGAUGCUAGUGAAUUUGGUGCGGAGCAGCCAUGAGCGUCUGGAUGAGCUCGUGCUGCUCUGCUAUCUUGCGGUCAAUGCGGGGAAUAGCAAGGCGCUGGAGCAGGCUCAGGUGCUGAGAGUUCUUGAGGGUGCUGCGCGACAUGCUGUCGCGCAGAACCCUGAUCUUAGGGACUUGUUUGCCAAGGCCAUACAUCAUCUCACAAUCUAUCAGGCUGGGACACAUCAUGCAUAUAGGCAUCAUUAAUUUUGAUAUGUAGCAUUUGUUGAUCAACUUUAAAGAUGAAGAAGGAGUGGAGGUAUACGAUGGCUUUGAGGUGUAUAGUUUCAUUUUUAUUUGAAGAUGGAAUUUUUAUUGUAAGUAGAUGAACUAAACUGAAUACUAUCACUGAACUAAAAUGAUAAGUAGAUGAAUGUGAUACCAUUCUUGUA